Anopheles cruzii is the source of this 2167-nucleotide messenger RNA. RefSeq names its product phosphatidylinositol-3-phosphatase SAC1 (gene Sac1). Gene Ontology annotation, biological process: phosphatidylinositol dephosphorylation. The transcript is spliced from 6 exons. Gene Ontology annotation, molecular function: phosphatidylinositol-4-phosphate phosphatase activity. The record is from RefSeq and is a predicted model, not a curated record. Gene Ontology annotation, cellular component: endoplasmic reticulum. Bases 72 to 1808 code for a protein of 578 amino acids. Lineage: Eukaryota; Metazoa; Arthropoda; Insecta; Diptera; Culicidae.
CAGAGCUCUUGUAACAAACGCUAGCCAAUUUUGUUUUCCUGUUGAACUGUAUUCCCGUGAAGCAAUAAAAGAUGGCUGUACCCGUGUACAGUGCAAUGAAACUCUACAUUUCUGCAGAUAAAUUCUACAUCGAACCGUGCGGGGAGAAUGUGAACGAGUAUAUGGUGAUAGAUCGGGCAUCUGCGAUAGCCGAAGUUCAAGAAAAAGAAGCCUUAUCCUACCCGCCGGAUUGCGAGCCACGAAUGAUCUACGGCAUUCUCGGCAUGUUAGAGCUUCCCAGCUGUAUGUACUUGUGCGUCAUUAUGGAUAAAGCUGCUGCCGGAAUACUCGAGGGUCACGAAAUCCAUCGGCUAACUUCGUACGCUAUGGUAUCACUGCGAACAGGCGGCGUACUAGAAGAGCAUCAGGACAGUACAUGCAUGAAGCUCGUACUUCAGGUACUGAACACACCGUUCUUUUACUUCUCCUAUUCGUCCGACCUUACGCACACGCUGCAACGCGCUCGGAAGGUUACCGGUACUAGCCUUUACGAGCGGGCGGAUACUCGAUUCGUUUGGAACUACGCCCUGCUCGAUGGCUGGUAUCGCUCCGACAUGUAUCGGUACUGCGUACCGCUGCUACACGGCUUUAUUUCCAUACACGAUAUACAGGUUAGCUACAAGAACGUUUGCUUUGUGCUAAUUUCACGGCGCUCGCGAGAGCGCGCUGGUACUCGGCUGUUCACACGGGGCAUCAACAGCAACGGUGAAGUUGCCAACUAUGUGGAAACGGAGCAAAUUAUCGCUUGCGGUGUAGACCGAGUUUCUUUUGUACAGACGCGUGGCAGCAUUCCGCUGUUCUGGCAACAAAUGCCCAACCUACGCUACAAACCUGCUCCGAAGCUGCUGAACGAUGUUGAUCAUUUGACCCCCUACUCGAAGCACAUCGACGAUCAACUCGCUCGGUAUGGGCGCCAGAUAUUGAUUAAUCUCAUCGAUCAGAACGGUGCCGAAAGUGAACUCGAGCGAGCGUUUCGAGCAAUGGUUAAAACGCAUGGAAAUCCAAACGUACGUUACGAAGCGUUCGAUUUCCAUCGCGAGUGCCGCGGCAUGCGGUAUGAUCGAAUAAGUUCAUUGAUCGCACGAGUCGCUAAAGAGCAAGACGAGCUUGGAGUAUUUCACCACCAGGUUGACGCGGAGGGCUUGGUGCUCUCGAAGCAGAAAGGAGUUUUUCGCACGAACUGCAUCGACUGUCUUGAUCGGACGAAUUUGUUCCAAAGUGUCCUCGCCCAACGCAGUCUGCAGCAAACGCUCGAGAAGCUGGACAUAGUCCGCUAUAUCGAGCCUACUUCGGCCUUAGCAACUAUCUUCAAAGCGGUAUGGGCCGACAAUGCAGAUCUCAUCUCACUACAAUACGCGGGGACACGGGCCCUCAAAACGGACUUCACGCGCACCGGGAAACGCACAUUAGCAGGAGCCUAUAAAGAUGGCAGGAACUCUUUGCGACGCUACAUCAAAAAUAAUUUCACCGAUGGGCGUCGCCAAGAUGGGAUUGAUUUCCUUCUCGGUACAUACCGCGAGCCGGAUACAGGGGCCGUAUUUCCUGUAAUGCAACCAUACAACCCCAAAAUCAUAAUCCUCAUUUGCCUGUUUGUAAUAACUUUCGCCGGGACGUUCAUGCUGCUCGUCUUUCCACAAGAGUAUACAGUAGCGAUAACACUGUGCAUCAUGGCCUGCUUGACAAUGGCAUUGCUGCUGUUCUACUAUUUGUAUAAGAACCGCUCCGCGAUGAUUGUUUGGCCGCAACUCGAGCGCCUGAAGGAGCAGUGAAUCGCUUACAAAGAAAUGCUUACGACUGCGGACGAACCAAGUCAUAUCGUUCGAUCCUGACCUACGGUCAGCUUAUUUCAUCGUUUUUUCACAUUCUACGACACAUCGUUUUUCUUUAGCUGCUGGGCAUGCUGGGCUGCCACAGACAGUCUUUAUCUGGACCUUCUAACUACAUUUCGUUCUUGCAUAUUAGUACUUAUGAUUAUAACGGUUAUUGUUAAAUGCGAUGACCAAUAUUCAACAUUUCCAACUCUCGUUUAGGAGCCAUAUUUCUUGUUCGCGCAUUUACCGAAAGCAGCAUUCCGCGAUAAAUCAACAUCGACUACGAUAUCAAACUAUAUUACAACCCAGAUGGGAUU